This is a messenger RNA of Tripterygium wilfordii, 2324 nucleotides long. RefSeq names its product UDP-sugar-dependent glycosyltransferase 52. The transcript is spliced from 17 exons. The coding region runs from base 103 to 1665 and encodes 520 amino acids. Lineage: Eukaryota; Viridiplantae; Streptophyta; Magnoliopsida; Celastrales; Celastraceae. Gene Ontology annotation, molecular function: UDP-glycosyltransferase activity. The record is from RefSeq and is a predicted model, not a curated record.
AAAUACUUGGGUUAGUUUCACAAGUGGGUCUCUCAUCCUGACUCAAUAAGCUAGGGUUCGAGUUUCCUAGUUCUUUCUCUGAUCGUGGGAGUGAGUCCGAAGAUGGAGAGGACGAAGCCAGUGGCUGUGUUCAUGGCCUUCGGUACCAAGGGCGAUGUCUACCCUAUUGCGGCCAUUGCUGCAGCUUUUGCUUCUGACCAAAAGCAAUACCACGUGGUUUUCAUUACUCAUUCAGCACAUGAGAAUUUAGGAUCCCAUUUGGCAGAAAAACAUGUUGUUUAUCUUCCUAUCUCAUCGCCUCCUGUUUUCUCUAUGAAUGAAAAUCAUGAAAGUACAGGCUCACCGGAAGUCACAUUUUCAUUACAGAAGAAGAUACUUACAAGUGAACAUAGAAGAGAAUGCUACUCAGUGGUUGAAAAUGUCUUUGGACAUGGCCCAAGCAUGGAGGGCGACUUCAUUGUGAUAAAUUUCUUUGCACUGGAAGGGUGGAGUCUUGCAGAACUUUUCAAUGUCCGUUGUGUCGUUGCUGCACCUUAUGUUGUUCCAUACAGUGCACCUUCAUCAUUUGAACGUCAGUUCAGAAAAGAACUUCCUCUUUUAUACAAGUAUCUUCAGGAAGCUCCAUUCAACAGGGUAUGUUGGAGAGAUGUGAUUCACUGGAUGUGGCCUCUUUUUACUGAAAACUGGGGAACGUGGAGAAGUGAUGAAUUAAAAUUGAGCCCUUGCCCUUUCACAGAUCCCGUAACUGGUCUUCCUACAUGGCACCAUAGGGCAUCAUCUCCCUUACUGCUGUAUGGAUUCAGCCAAGAAGUUGUUGAAUGCCCUGAUUAUUGGCCAUCAAAUGUUCAUGUUUGUGGCUUUUGGUUUCUCCCUAUUGAAUGGCAAUUUUCGUGUAGAGAGUGCGCAGAAAAGGCGGUGCAUUACUCUUCACAGCAUAAGAGAACAGAAGAGGAGAUGUGCUCAGCACAUGCUGACUUAUUCUCUUUCUUGAAUGGUCCAUCUUCAUUGCCACCGAUUUUCAUAGGACUGAGUUCUGUUGGAAGCAUGGGCUUAUUAAAGAACCCUCACGCACUUCUUCGAGUUCUUCAAACUGUUCUAGAAACUACAAGCCACCGGUUUAUCCUUUUCACAGCUGCCUAUGAACCUUUAGAAGCAGCAGUCUGGGAAGUUUCCAUGGAAACGGCAUCAUCAUUAAAGCAUUAUUCCCAAGCAUCAUCACAUAAAAAUCAAAUGAAUUCCUGCAAAGAUGGGAUUUCUCUAUUUGACAACCGUCUCUUCUGUUAUUCCGGAAUGAUACCAUACAAUUGGCUCUUGCCAAGAUGUUCGCUGGCAAUCCAUCAUGGGGGUAGUGGAUCCACUGCUGCAUCACUAUGCGCCGGAAUCCCGCAGGUGAUAUGUCCAUUUAUGCUGGAUCAAUUUUAUUGGGCUGAGAAAAUGUUUUGGCUUGGAGUUUCCCCGCAACCUUUGAAAAGAAACUGCUUGAUUCCGGAUAAGUUGGAUGACACAAGUGUCAGGGAAGCUUCAAGCGUGAUAUCAAAGUCCAUUCAUGACGCGUUAUCUUCUAAAGUCAGAGCACGUGCUUCAGAAAUUGCUGGACAAAUUUCACUUGAGGAUGGACUUGUGGAAGCUGUAAACAUUCUCAAGCAGGAGAUUAGUUCAAAUUAAAAUUUGGAAUGUGGUAACAUAAUUUUAUUUGAAUGCAGUAUGCAUAUGGAAUACAUAUGAUAUAAAAUGAAUUAUGCUUUUGGUCUUUGGCAAACAGAAUUUAUUUCCUUCUACUCCAGACACCAACACAACCCUACAACGUGGACUGCAAAGCGAAGCAAUGUUGAGGAGCACCAUCAGUUCAAGACUUUAAGUCGUUGGCAUCUCACCUCCCUGCUCUCAAGGAACUUAUCAUUGUAUGUGAAAAUUACGUUGUACAGUGCAUGACGGCUGGUCAGGCGAGGUAUGACUUAGUGUGCAAGCCACUUUGGUUUGCAUUCAUAUGACAUUAUUUUGUCUUUCAAUCUCAACUUCCCAUUUGUCAACGGAAAUCUAAUGAACAUGGAAUGCAAUUUUAAGAACUAAAAUGAGCAAGACUACAAUGUCUGAUGUUUCUGUGUCGCAAAAAGCACAAAAAAUUCUGAGAGAUCAAUCCUUAAGCUCAAUAUAUACUUGCAUUUUUUUUCCCCCCUAUAGAGCUGCAUCGCUCCAUGUAACGGAAGACCGUGAAUAUCCUGUAUUUUUUUGGAUCUUUGACUCCGAAUGUACAAUAAAUUGUGUUUGAUGGGUAUACAGUUGUAUGACAGUUCUCGUCCCUAUAUCGGUAUUUAUUGGAAACA